AUGUGGAUCAAACAUGUCGACAAGCUUAUGCACAUGAACGCAUCGGUACACCAAAUUGGUAGUACUACUACUUAUACAACUGCUUCUACAACAAGUGGUAGUACUACUACUUGUACAACUACUUCUACAACUAGUGGUAGUACUACUACUUAUACAACUGCUUCUACAACUAGUGCUUCUAUUACGAGUGGUAGUACUUCUACUUGUACAACUGCUUCUACAACUAGUGGUAGUACUUCUACUUGUGCAACUGUUUCUACAACUAGUGGUAGAACCACUACUUAAACAACUGCAUCUACAAAUAGUGGUAAUACUAAUACUUAUACAACUGCUUCUACUACUAGUGGAAGUACUAUCACUUAUACAACUGCUUCUGUUGAUAUAUUUGCUGUUGUUGAUUGUGAUGGCGCUAGCAAAGGGCUGGAAGACGUGCGUGCUAAUGUCCGAUACAGAGUAUAG
This is a messenger RNA of Dreissena polymorpha, 459 nucleotides long. RefSeq lists its product as uncharacterized. The transcript is spliced from 4 exons. NCBI's taxonomy places the organism in Eukaryota, Metazoa, Mollusca, Bivalvia, Myida, Dreissenidae. The record is from RefSeq and is a predicted model, not a curated record.